Messenger RNA from Solea senegalensis (Senegalese sole), 2556 nucleotides. It is a transcript of the gene pkp2, whose product is annotated as plakophilin 2. NCBI's taxonomy places the organism in Eukaryota, Metazoa, Chordata, Actinopteri, Pleuronectiformes, Soleidae. Bases 148 to 2517 code for a protein of 789 amino acids. Gene Ontology annotation, cellular component: intercalated disc; adherens junction; nucleus. Gene Ontology annotation, biological process: desmosome organization; cell-cell junction assembly; cell-cell adhesion. The record is from RefSeq and is a predicted model, not a curated record. Gene Ontology annotation, molecular function: molecular adaptor activity; protein kinase C binding; cadherin binding. The transcript is spliced from 13 exons.
CCACGCCCUCUUCAGUGGUAGCGAGCUGGUGUGGUUUAAGUUUACCUGAGAGAGAAUCAGAGGGAGAGGACAAAGCAGCGCGAACACGUCCACUUCAGUCGUUAUUGAAUGUAGUCACCGCGGAGUAGUCGGUUUAUUUUUGUAAAGAUGGACGAGGUGUUUUUAAAAUCCGCUUUACCUGCCGCUGCGGACUCUUUCAUGCUCAACGACACCAGUCUGGCUGUGCCGGCCGAGCUCACUGACAGGUCCUCGGCCAAACCCGAUUCAAACGACCGGAGCCUGCGAGUUCACCAGCAGGUCCAGCUCACACUGGCCCGGAAGGCGAAGAGGACUCUGUCUAAUGGUGGUGUCCACUUACAGAGAAACACCGCUCAGAGCUUUGAUGCUGCAGAUGGACUUUUACCAAAUACGAAGGUGAAUGGAUUCACCUUCACCAACCGCUCUCUAUCAAACAGCCGUGUGCGCAGACCCUCCAGGAGGGUGGAGGUGUCUCCACCGCCGAGCCCCGGGUUUCCUCGCAGCCGCUUCAAUUACAGCACCCUCCGCUUUGGGACGUACACACACCCGGGACCCACUCAGCCGCAGAUGACGGGGACUCUGCACGACCGCACGUUCGCGUCCGACUCGUUUCUGCGCUACGCCUUCUCAGAGGCGCCUCGAGGAACUCGGCCGCACGCGUCCACGCCUACACAUGGGAGCUUCCGGCAGAGGUCACUGAGGCAGACGGCGGCGGCGGCACCUCCCCCCGUGUUUGCAAACAAAGCAUUUCAGCGGAGUGGCGGUGAUUAUGGCUCGCACUUGAGCCACAACCGGACUUCGUUCAAACAGGAGAGAAGUGGUGAUGUGAUGCUCGGUGCUGUGCAGCCUGAUGAAGGUCUGUCCUGGUUGACUCACGUCAGGAGAAAUGCACACGGGCUCCACAGACUGAACUCGUACCCGCCCUCUGUCACCAGUGUGGACGCGGACGUGAGCCGGCAGAUGGAAUUAGAACUUCCUUUUCAGCAGAUACACAGGCAGAAUGUCGCAAAUCUGAAGUCAGAGAACAAGCUUCCAGAGAUGACCUUAGAGAGAGCUGUGAGCCUGUUGACCCAGGAGGACGAGGAAACGCUGCUCUAUGCAGCGAGCCACAUACAGAAUCAAUGUUUCAAGAGCACCGAAGCAAAAAAGAUGGUGUACUACCUGCGCGGAAUCGGAAAGCUCCUGCAGCUGCUCCACGUCGACCACGAGGAGGUUCAGCGUGUCGCCGCUGGCGCGCUGCGCAACGUCGUGUACCAGAGCAGUGAGAACAAGAUGGAGGUGAAGGAGAACAACGGCUUGGCAACGAUUCUAGGUGCACUGAAGAGCAGCCGCGAUGUGGAGACCAGACGGCAACUGACUGGUCUUUUGUGGAAUCUCUCCUCUCAUGACCUCCUGAAGGAGCGUCUGAGCAAGGACGCCUUAUCCGUCCUCACAAAGUCCGUCCUCGUGCCCAGCUCUGGCAUUUCUGAAGGCGAGAACCCAAAAGACGAGCUCCUGGCCGACGACGAGGUUUUCCACCAUGCCACGGGCUGCCUGCGGAAUCUGAGCUCUGCUGGUCCAGACGGCAGAAAAGCGAUGAGGCACUGCGAGAAUCUUAUUGACUCUCUGGUCUACUACAUUCGGGGAACCAUAGCCGACUAUAAGACGGAUGACAAGUCCACAGAGAACUGCGUCUGCAUCCUGCACAACCUGUCUUACCAGUUUGAGGCAGAGCUUCCAAAGAAAUACAUGCAAGACCUGAGGGAAUCUCGGCAAAACUUGGCCUCCGAUCCGAAGAGUGUCAGCUGCUUUCCUAAUCGCAGUGCCAAGAUUACAGAGCAUCUGGAGCGACAGAGCCCUCUGCUGGAGGAGAAGGCGAACCCCAGUGGCAUAGAAUGGCUGUGGAGCGCCAUCACAAUCCGCAUGUACCUGUCGCUGAUUGCCCGCAGUGUGCGCCACUACACCCAGGAGGCUGCUGUCGGAGCCCUGCAGAACAUCACAGCUGGGAAAGGAGCGGUGUCUGAAGCCAUCGCUUUCACUAUUGUUCAGCGGGAAAAUGGUCUUCAGCACAUCCGUAAGAUACUGCGGGAGGGAGAGAGCGACGUGAAGAGGACGACCAUUUCUCUGAUAAAAAACCUCUCCCGUCACGAGGAGCUGCACCCGGAUAUUGUGAAGCAGGUGUUACCAGAGCUGGUGCCGCUGCUGCCCAACGACGACACCGGUACAGACCUGCCCUCAGAAUCGACAGCUUGCCUGUGCCACAUCCUCACAUACCUGAGUCAGAGCAACUCGCAGCAUGUCCGAGCUGUCGUCAACCAUGGAGCCCUUCCAAAGAUCAUUAACAUCAGCAGCAAGGACAAUGGUUAUGGACCAACCAGAGCGGGUCAGGCUGCAUGUGUCCUGCUGCACACCAUGUGGAGACACAAUGAUCUCCAUGGGGCCUACAAGAAGUGUGGCCUCAGGAAAACGGAUUUCAUUAACCCGAGAACAACAAAGGCUGUGAACUCGGGUCGAAACUGAGUGUAUAUGUGUGUGUCUAUAUGUGUAUAUAUAUAUUUA